Messenger RNA from Histoplasma capsulatum G186AR, 2129 nucleotides. RefSeq names its product neutral amino acid permease. Lineage: Eukaryota; Fungi; Ascomycota; Eurotiomycetes; Onygenales; Ajellomycetaceae. The transcript is spliced from 10 exons. Gene Ontology annotation, cellular component: vacuolar membrane. Bases 149 to 1546 code for a protein of 465 amino acids. The record is from RefSeq and is a predicted model, not a curated record. Gene Ontology annotation, molecular function: amino acid transmembrane transporter activity. Gene Ontology annotation, biological process: amino acid transmembrane transport.
CGCAUGCCGAUACUGACGCCCGGUUACUACCUGAAAGAUCGGGCCUCUCUCCUUUUUAUUAAGUCUUUUUCUUUUUCAUUUUACUGUUGCUGUUCCUGUUGUUUUUGUUCUUUCCUUCAUUUUCUCUCGUUUUUGAAAUAAUAAGAGAAUGGCCAUUGCGAUUGAAGGCGAGGAGGUACAAGUCUGCCCUGAUUUUGAGAGGAGUGAUGAGGAUGUCAAGAAGCUUGAGAUCGACCAUAUAAAUUCCAUUCCAUCAAUCGAGAAGGAGACCGUCGAGGAGGUUAUUGAUCCCUUCGGAAAUGAGGAGACAGCCGAUGUGAAAUAUAAAGUCUUAACGUGGUGGCAAUGUGGACUACUCAUGAUCGCGGAGACGAUGUCUCUAGGGAUUCUGGCGCUCCCAUCAGCAGUCGCGAUUUUGGGCCUAGUACCUGCUAUUCUUGUUCUCAUUUUCGUUGGCCUUCUGACAACGUACACCGGCUACACAAUCGGCCAAUUUAAAGCUGCCUAUCCGAAGGUCCAUAGCAUGGCUGACGCCGGAGAGAUUCUUAUGGGCCGAUUUGGCCGUGAGUUCCUCGGCGCUGGACAAUUACUCUUCCUAAUAUUCAUCAUGGGAAGCCAUCUCCUUACAUUUGUCGUCCUGAUGGACACUCUCUCGAAUAAUAGAACAUGCAGUAUUAUUUUCGGCGUUACGGGAAUGUUGAUUUCAUUAAUUCUUACUCUACCCCGAACACUUCAGAAGGUUUCUUGGUUGUCUAUCAUUUCGUUUUCUAGUAUUAUAAGUGCUGUGAUGAUUACAAUAGUAGCACUCGGCAUUCAACGAGUUGGCACUGGCAUUGAUAUGUUUGUAAAGACAACUUUUGCGCGCGGCUUCUUGGCAGCUAGCAAUAUUGUCUUCGCGUAUUCGGGCCACGUAGCAUUCUUCGGAUUUGCAUCUGAGCUCCAAAACCCUCGCGAUUACACCAAAUCCCUGCUUACUCUCCAGACAACCAACACGACCGUUUACACAAUCGCUGCUGUCGUCAUCUAUUGUUUUGCUGGAAGGGAUGUUGCAUCGCCAGCUUUGGGCUCAACAGGGCCUGUUGUUAGCAAGAUUGCAUAUGGCAUCGCGUUCCCCACUAUCGUUAUUGCCGGCGUCAUCAACGGACAUGUUGCCUGCAAAUACGUAUACGUCCGGCUAUUCCGUGGCACAGAUCGCAUGUCGCAACGAAGUUUCGCUUCAAUUGGCGCAUGGGUUGGUAUCGCUGUUUUUCUCUGGCUCAUGGCCUGGAUCAUCGCAGAAUCAAUCCCCGGCUUCAACAAUCUUCUCAGUUUGAUCACUGCCCUCUUCGCGAGUUGGUUUACUCUCGCCUUAAACGGUUGGUUCGGGCUCCACCUGGACAAAGGCAGCUACUUCUCCAGCCCGAAAAAGAUAAUGGUCACCUGUCUCAACAUCUUUUGCGUCGGUAGUGGCAUCUUCGUUUGCGUCUUUGGUCUCUACGUCUCUGGAAAAUUCAUCAGUGAGGAAACGGCUAUCCACGGCAGUUUCACCUGUGCCAGCAAGAUCUGAUUCCGGAAACCAUUCCAUUCUACAUAUGAGCUCGUAGGGAAUAAGGUUUUCAGGAGGUGGAGAAUUUCCUUUUUCUGAGCUUUGUUUACCUUUUUUUUUAUGCCAUUCGUCCGCGACCUCUCAAACCAUUGGUGCUUGCUUCGGGGUUGAUUCUUAACCUCUAACCUUAUUUUUAAGUUACCUCGACAGUCUUCCAUUUAGGUUUAGUUCAGAACGUGCUGUUUUGUAUAUCUGUAUUAUAUUGUUUUUUUUUUUUUUGAAUCUGCUUUCCUGCCAUUUAUUAUAUUGACCUUUUCUUUUCUUUUUUUGGUUUUUUUUUUUUUUGGCGCCAUUUUGUCUUCGCAUUUAUAUAUUUCUACUUUCGGUAGAAGCGAUGGGCGAGGUGUAAAUAAGAAACGGGAGGGGCUGAAGAAAUGCCAAGCAAAGGCACAGCCAUGUAAAAUAAGCUUUUUUCCUUCUGUAACCAACCAAAUGCCGUUGUGCACACGGGUUAGGUUAUAACUGUGAAACUGUUGGCUAAAGAAGGUUAUUUGCUCAUCACCUGACCCUCCAGGACGUGUCCAAGGAUCAAUUUAAUGCAUAC